AUGCGCUCACUUCGAACCGGCAAAAUCACGGAAAAGAUGGAUGCCUCUUCCUCUACCACACUCACGGUGCAUAGCAAUCUGGCGGAGAACUUCAAAGCCAGACGGACCUCCGGAAUCGACGAAAGACCACUCCUCGGUCGAGAUGCUUCGUUUCACGGUAAACCGAACCCGGCCCCGUCGAGAACGAUCCUUGGACGCCUCUCCCGUCGCCAGCGAGUGGUGUCUUUCGCAUUGAUAUUCAUACUUUUGCUGUGUCUCGUCAUAGUCUUGAUAGCGCAUGUGGAAAGAUUGGCAUCGGGGAGCGAGCUGAGGGUUAUCGUUCAACCUUCAGAUGUUGGAGCGGAGGAUAACAGCUACCGCGCACUGGUCACCGCCACGGCACAUCAAGUCGCUAUACGCCUAACGACGAAUGCACCUGCGGUCUCCGACAUGGUUAUGAUACAGCCCGAAGACGUGGACGCCAUACAUGUAGUCCUAGUAGGCGGUGAGGGAGGAGCUUGGGGCCACAUCCAUCCCCAUUGGAACGACACCACAAAGCAGUGGGCCGUCGACUGGCAAUUCGAACCAGGUCGCUGGGUCCUUGGCCUUACGGUGACCUUCUCACAAGCCGGCGAUGAGACCGCAAGCGAAUUCCGAACUAGCGUCAUGCUAAGGGCCGGAGGCGAAGACACGCUACCAUCAUUUGAAGUCUCAUGGUUGUCUCGAACAAAUCCCACGAUGGACGACCAUGGAUCCCGCAGGUUCCCUCCAUUUCCCAAACCUGGAAGCAUCCUCUCCCAUUUGUCCAUCGGGUCGAAUCUGAACAGCGAGGAUUCGACAACAGCACCUCUCAUCGAUUUCGCGGUUACGUUCCGCAAUCAAACGCUGGCAGGGCGAUCUCAUGUGUUUCUCGUUGCGAGGGAUUUGAGCUAUCUUCUGCAUACACACCCAUCUGAACUGUUCAUGUCGACAAUGAAAGUUGUGGAGCGGCUGGCCGGCGAAUGGUAUCUCAUAGUGCAGGCGGAGACCGCGGAUGAAAACAUUUGGGCAUUCUUUGGCGUGCACAUCUGA
This is a messenger RNA of Fimicolochytrium jonesii, 1050 nucleotides long. RefSeq lists its product as uncharacterized. Lineage: Eukaryota; Fungi; Chytridiomycota; Chytridiomycetes; Spizellomycetales; Powellomycetaceae. The coding region runs from base 1 to 1050 and encodes 349 amino acids. The transcript has a single exon. The record is from RefSeq and is a predicted model, not a curated record.